AUGAGUGAAGCAAAGAUUUCUGAAGCCUUUACAGCUGUCAACAUAGGAACCAAAAAUGCCAGGGACAGUUGGAUAGCAGCAAAAGGAGCCUCCAUCUUCCAGUCCAGGCAUACAAAUAUAUGGUUGCGAGAUCAAAUCAACUGCCUCAUUACAGAAGGGAACAACAUCAAGGCAAAUAUUUUGGAUUUACAAGGAGCUAUGAAGAACAUGAAAGCUGAGCUCAAAAGGAUAAAGCAAGCUGAAGAGAAAAUAACCUAUUUAGAAACAGAGAUUGAAGCCACAAAGAAAAAUCAAGAAGAAGAGACUGUAACAGCAUCUUUAGAGGAGCAGUAUCUUAAAAAGCUGGAGAAGGAUAACGAAAAUUUACACUUGAGGAUCUUCAUGCUUUCUGAGAAGAGCUCAGCAUUGACUGCAUCGAUGAAGAUCAACCAACAGAGUUACCUGCAGCUCUGCUGCCAUGUCAACAAGCUAAAAAGAGAGCUCCAGGAAUGCAAACUGACCUGUGGUGAGGAGGAUGAAGUUUUUACAAAGAUGAAACACCAAAUCUGGGAACUAGAAGAGUAUAUACAAGAAUACAAAGUGAAAAUACAGGUGCUUCAGGACAGAGAGAAAAGCCUGCAGGAUGAGCUGUCAGCUGUUGCGAAAGACAAGGUUCGACAUCAGAGCAAGUUGCCAGGCAAGUUUUUGAACCUUCACCCAAAGAGCUUGAUGUAUGAAAUGGCCAGGGCUGAACUGGAAGAAAAAAUGCGAAGAGAAGAGAAAUUUGUGAAGAAACAGCUUUGUGGUGGUAGGACAAAGAUCACCUGGGUCUUGAUAGGCUUGUGGCACUUUGCUGGUGUCCUGCUGGUGAUUGUCUUGACCGUCCUGCUAGUCACCGUCUUCAUCCUCACUGCCUGCCUUUCCAAUCACACAGUGACAGAGGCAUAUCAGCGCCCUGUGUGGCAGUUCCUGGACUAUUACAUCCAACCAUAUAUGCAACUCUACAGCACCGGCAUCUUACCAAAGUGAUCUCAGGAUUGGAAGAAG
Zootoca vivipara (common lizard) is the source of this 1026-nucleotide messenger RNA. The record is from RefSeq and is a predicted model, not a curated record. NCBI's taxonomy places the organism in Eukaryota, Metazoa, Chordata, Lepidosauria, Squamata, Lacertidae.